AUGGCCGGCUCCGUGAUGAACGUAGUCAUGGAAAACAUGACGGAGAGCGCUCCUUUCCUGGAGAAGGAGACCACCAUCAUCGACCAGUUCAACACCAGCAUCUUUGUCUCUGGCGUAUGCUUCAUGUUUGCUGUCGGAUACUACGCAUAUGCUUCCCGGGAUCCUUACAGGGAGAUACCCGAGCUCAAUCCGCGCCGUCCCUUUGAGUUUAGCGACACCAGAAGGGCGCGGGACUUCAUAAAGAACACCUUCGAGACCUUCUCCGAGGGCAAAAGGCGCUUCGGUUCGAACCCUUACAGGCUCUUUAGCGAUACUGGAGCCGUCCUUGUCCUGCCCGAUGACUUUGUCGAGGAGAUCAGGAGUGAUAAACGCUUCGACUUCAGCACCGGUGCCGGCAACGAUGCUCAUAACUAUAUCCCCGGAUUCGAACCGUUCGGCAUCGACGAUUCUCUUCAAAAGAUCGUCAACAAAUACCUGACCAAGGCACUCGGUACGUGUGCGAAUCUUUCACCGAGACGCAACGACUACUUUCUACAUGAUGCUAAUACGACGGAAAUAGCAAAGGUGACAGCUCCGCUGUCUCAGGAGGCUGGCCUCGUCAUACAUGAAGUAAUCGGGGAGGAAACCGACUGGCAUAGCCUCAACGUCCAGGAAACCAUAAUGGCCGUCAUCGCAAGAAUGUCGUCCCGUGUCUUCAUGGGCGAGGAGCUCUGCCGCAACAAGGCGUGGACCGACAUCUCGGCGAGAUACACGCUCGAGGCUUUCAAAACCGGCGAUAUCCUCCGCGAAUAUCCUCCCUGGAUGAGGUCGUGGGUCCAUUGGUUCUUGCCGGGCUGCCAGAAUUCUCGGCGCUUGCUGCAAGAAGCCCGGGAAACCAUCAAGCCCUACAUAGUGAAACGCAGACAGAUCAAGGCCGAGGCCCUGGCACGCGGAAAGAAGGUAUCGUUUGACGACGCCAUCGAAUGGCUGGAGGCGACUGGCUCGCGUCUGGACGCAGCCACCGGCCAAGUCAUGCUGUCCCUGGUGGCUAUCCACACUACCACGGACCUGCUUCAGCAGACGAUGACCAACAUCGCCUCGCACCCUGAUCUGUUCGAGCCCCUUCGCCAAGAGAUCGUCUCUGUUCUGAGCACCGACGGGCUCAAGAAGGCUGCCCUGAACAGCCUGAAGCUCAUGGACAGCGUGAUCAAAGAGUCUCAGAGAUUGAAGCCCGUAUCAACAAUCUGGAGGAGGUACCCUACCGAAGACGUGACACUUUCGAACGGGUUCAAGAUAAAGAAGAACACGAGGAUCAUAGUCAACAACAUGCACAUGUGGGAUGAGAAACACUACGACAACCCGGAACAGUUUGACGGCUACCGAUUCUUCAGGAUGCGCCAAACUCCAGAAGAGGGCAUGGCGCACUUGGUCAGCACGAGUCGGAAGCACAUGGGGUUCGGCCACGGUACUCAUUCAUGCCCAGGCCGAUUCUUCGGCGCCAACGAGAUCAAGAUUGCCCUUUCCCACCUCCUGCUGAAGUACGAUUGGAAGCUCUGUGGCGAACCUAAGCCGAUUGGCAUCGCUAUAGGGAUGACGUACGGGUCAGAUCCUACCUCUGAGCUCGAAUUUCGACGGCGAGAGUCUGAGUUUGAUAUUGACAGUCUGGUGACUGAAUGA
This is a messenger RNA of Geosmithia morbida, 1656 nucleotides long. Its product is annotated as Cytochrome P450. The coding region runs from base 1 to 1656 and encodes 551 amino acids. Lineage: Eukaryota; Fungi; Ascomycota; Sordariomycetes; Hypocreales; Bionectriaceae. The transcript is spliced from 4 exons. The record is from RefSeq and is a predicted model, not a curated record. Gene Ontology annotation, molecular function: iron ion binding; heme binding; monooxygenase activity.